AUGGACAUCAUCACCCGACCUGCCGUUCUGGCGCCCGCGCUGCUUAUCGCAGGCUAUCUCGUGUACCAGAUUCUGCGACCGUCAACAUUGCCCAGGCUUCCUAUCGUUGGUUCGCGCCCGGGCGAAUGGUUCCCUUUGGUGAAAGCAAGAUGGCGAAAUGCGAAGGACAUGCGAACCUCGACGCUCGUGGCAUACCAACAGCACCGGGAUGAAGCAUGUCUAUUGCCUAUCGCAGGAGGGCAGGAUUUUGUUCUAUUGCCGCUCCAAGAAAUGCAAUGGCUCCUUGACCAACCCGACUCUAUUUUCAGCAACCAUGCUGCGAUCAAGGAAGAUCUGCAGUUGGACCUUGUUGUCCGCGACCCGGGUCUUAUCGAGAACCCGCUACACAACCAUCUCAUAGCUACCAAGCUUACGAGGGAGACUGGAAACUUGAUUCCGGACCUGUUCGAUGAACUUCAGACGAGUUUCGAGGAGAUUUGGGGACGCGACACUGUAAAUUUCAAGCAGGUGGUUCUUUGGGAGAGUAUGCAGCUGAUCAUUGGGCGAGUUACCAACCGAGUCUUCGUCGGCCUGCCUAUGUGUCGUAACAGUGCUCUCCUAGAGAUGGGCAUUGCCUGCGCGCGCGACUUGCCUAUGGCCGCGGCCAUCCUUCGGUUCUUCUGGGGCCCAAUUCGGCCGCUCGUGGCGCUUCUUUUGACGCUUCCUUUCCGCAUCCAUUCAGCUCGGUUCUGCCGGAUCUUGAAACCUGAGAUUACUCGGCGGCUUCAAUCCAAUGAAGCCCGCCAAAACGAUCCAGAAGGCAAAGCCUUGCGUGGGGAACCAAACGACUUCCUCCAGUGGUCCAUCCAUCAGGCGAAAGCUUCGGGCGAUCCUCACAACAUGAAACCCCAGACGCUGGCCUCUCGUAUCAUGCUGCUGAACUUCGCGUCUAUCCACACUUCGUCGUUCGCGAUUACUCACGUAUUGUUCGACCUUCUUGCCUCCAAGAAGGAGUACAUCGAAGAGCUUCGCGAAGAGGUUCGCGAGGUUCUGGCCGCCCACGAUGGGCAAUGGGAUAAGCGAACCCUCGCCGCACUGCCAAAGCUGGACAGCACUAUGCGUGAAUCGCAACGCCUCAACUCAUUUGCCACUAUAGCCACCAGCCGCACUGUCAUUGCGCCCAAGGGCGUCAAGACUCCGUCUGGUGUGGAGCUGUCACCGGGCACUAGAGUUUGCGGCCCGUCAUUUCCCGUGUUCCACGAUGGUGACAUCUAUCCAGACCCGUACGAGUUCAGGCCUUUUCGCUUCGCGGAGAAGCGAAGCACUACGGAGGGCUCGUACGUGGACAAGGCCCGCCAGGCAUGGCCUACGACGAGUACAGAGUACACGGCGUUUGGUCACGGUCGGCAUGCUUGCCCCGGACGGUUUUUUGCGUCGAGUGAAUUGAAGUUGAUGUUGGCGUACAUACUACUGCAUUACGACUUCGAGAUGCAGGAAAAGCGGCCGGAGAAUGUGUGGUUUGGGCUGCAAAGAGUACCGCCACUGAAGGCUUCGCUACGAUUCAGGAGGAGAGAUGCGCCGUAG
Messenger RNA from Neoarthrinium moseri, 1563 nucleotides. RefSeq lists its product as uncharacterized. NCBI's taxonomy places the organism in Eukaryota, Fungi, Ascomycota, Sordariomycetes, Amphisphaeriales, Apiosporaceae. Bases 1 to 1563 code for a protein of 520 amino acids. The record is from RefSeq and is a predicted model, not a curated record. The transcript has a single exon. Gene Ontology annotation, molecular function: iron ion binding; oxidoreductase activity, acting on paired donors, with incorporation or reduction of molecular oxygen; heme binding.